Messenger RNA from Rotaria sordida, 1029 nucleotides. The record is from the annotation of a GenBank genome assembly. NCBI's taxonomy places the organism in Eukaryota, Metazoa, Rotifera, Eurotatoria, Philodinida, Philodinidae.
AUGCAAGCAGCCGUUGUAACAGCUUUUGAAAAGCCACUUGAAAUCAAACAAGUAGAAAUUCCAAAACCUGGACCAACUGAUGUUUUAAUUAAAAUGAUUGCUUGUGGUGUUUGUCAUACAGAUUUACAUGUUGCUCGCGGACAAUGGGAUGUUAAACCUGAAUUACCACGUAUUCCUGGUCAUGAAGGUAUUGGUGAAAUAGUUGAAAUAGGUUCAAUGGUUGGUAAUCACUUAAAAAAGGGUGAUAUUGUUGGUAUUCCUUGGUUACAUGCAAGUUGUCUUCAUUGUGAAUAUUGUUUAACUGGACGUGAAACACUUUGUAAACAACAAAUUAAUUCUGGUUAUUCAGUUAAUGGUUGUUUUAGUGAAUAUGCUCUUAUGGAUGGUCAUUUUGCUGUUAAAUUACCGGAAGGUAUGGAUCCAUAUACAUCGGCACCUCUCUAUUGUGCUGGUGUAACUGUUUAUAAAGCAUUAAAAGUAUCUCAAGUUCGACCCGGUGAAUGGGUAUCAAUUGUUGGCGUUGGUGGUCUUGGAUCAGUUGCUGUUAAAUACGCUGUUGCUAUGGGUAUGCGUGUAGUUACUGUUGUUGCUCCAAAUGAUAAAACUGCUGUACAAUUAUCAAAAGAUAUGGGAGCUGAAGAAGUUUAUGAUGGUCCAUCUGAUCAACAUGGUAAAUGGAUACAAGAAAAAGUUGGUGGUGUUCAAGGAUCUGUUGUUACUGUACCAAUAGUUGCUGCAUUUGAACAAGCAUUUCAAUCAGUUAAACGUGGUGGUCGUGUUGUAGCUGUUGCUUUACCAAAUGGUAAAAUGACUAUACCAAUUGUUGAUUGUGUUCUUGGUGGUAUUGAAAUAGUUGGUUCAAUUGUUGGUACACGUAAAGAUUUACAAGAAUGUUUAGAAAUAGCUAAACUCCAUAAAAUUGAAUGUAGAGUACAAAAACGAAAAUUACAAGAUAUCAAUGAUAUUUUUGAAGAUAUGAUUAAUUAUAGAAUUAGUGGCCGAGUAGUUCUUGAUUUUACCGCUAAAUGA